AGCUUACAGUACCAAAAUCCUCAUGCUGAUGACCCCAUCGUAAAAAAAAAAUAUUAAAGGCAAAUAGAGUCGACUUGACAAGAAAUUAGAGGAACAAUAUGGCUGAAGCAAAGAACUAUACGAAUGAAAUUAGGUGGAGUCUUGAGGGAAAGACAGCUCUGGUGACCGGUGGAUCUCGCGGCAUAGGGCAUGCCAUAGUGGAAGAACUAGCAAGAUUUGGAGCCAUAGUUCACACGUGUUGUCGCAAGGAAAGUGAGUUGGAGAAGUGUUUGGAAGAGUGGAAAAAGAAGGGUUUCAAAGUAACUGGUUCAGUGUGUGAUGUCUUGUACAGAGACCAAAGAGAAAAACUAGUGGAAACUGUGUCUUCUAUUUUCCAAGGAAAGCUCAACAUUCUUGUAAAGGGAAAGAAAAGCUCACCAAUCCUUGAGAGGAGAGCUUAGGUGGCGAUGUGUACAUAUGCGGCCGCUUGACCACCACAACCAAAGUGUUUCUCAGGGGAACUAGGGGUUAACCCUAUUUUUGACGCUUAGGUCGGCAGGUUGUAAUUUUUAUACUGUAACGACCAUUUUGGAUUGUAAAUAACUUGUAAACGUUUUUAUGGGCCCAUGUACAAUUUUAUGUUUUGAUUAAAAUAUAUCAAUUCCUUUUGAUUACAAUUUUUCACCUUAGCCUAUUAAUAACACCUAGAUGCACGUUUAUAACCAAAUGACUUGUUUAGCGAGUUAAAGCACUGUUUAAAGUCCACAAUAACGAUCUUGGAGUAACCAGGGCAUUACAAUAACUGAUUACCCAUUCACGUCUUCAUAUCUAUUUUUUUCGUUCCUAAUUUGGAUGUUGCCCCUAGGUUAACUGGUUACCCAUUCACAUUUUCAUAUAAUUUUUUUUCUAGAUUUAAAUAUUCCUGUCAGGGAAACUGGUUACACAUUCAUGUUUUCAAAUUUUUAUUAGUUUUCUUUCCAAAUUUGAUGUUGCUAUAAGGGUUAUAGUAAAAAGAAAAUGCUGAAAAAAUUGAUUUGAUUUUUUUUUUACAUAUAGUGAAAAAAACUAUAAAAAAAAUUACAAUAAUAAAAGAUAAUAAAUAAAAAAAUAGUUUAAUAAUUAUGUAAUGUUAAAACAUAUGUGUGAAAAAAGGAAAAAAAAUGGAAUGGGAAAAUAAUAAGUACAAAAAAUAAAUGAAAAAAAACAGAGGAAAGAAAACUAAAAAAAUAUGAAAAAAAAAACAAAACAAAUGAUGAAUGAAAAAAACAGAUGAAUUGAAUAAAAAUGAAAAGAAGAACAAAAAUAAUGGAAAAUGGAA
Humulus lupulus (European hop) is the source of this 1297-nucleotide messenger RNA. RefSeq names its product tropinone reductase homolog At5g06060-like. The coding region runs from base 99 to 440 and encodes 113 amino acids. Gene Ontology annotation, molecular function: oxidoreductase activity. The record is from RefSeq and is a predicted model, not a curated record. The transcript is spliced from 3 exons. NCBI's taxonomy places the organism in Eukaryota, Viridiplantae, Streptophyta, Magnoliopsida, Rosales, Cannabaceae.